Cannabis sativa is the source of this 513-nucleotide messenger RNA. RefSeq lists its product as uncharacterized. Lineage: Eukaryota; Viridiplantae; Streptophyta; Magnoliopsida; Rosales; Cannabaceae. The record is from RefSeq and is a predicted model, not a curated record. The transcript is spliced from 3 exons. The coding region runs from base 1 to 513 and encodes 170 amino acids.
AUGGAUGUUAAAAAUUCCUUUCUGAAUGGUGACUUACACGAUGAAGUCUACAUGGUUCCUCCUCUUGGGGAUGAUUUACAUGAAAUUGAAAUGUUGAAGUCAGAAUUAGCUUCUCAAUUUGAGAUGAAGGAUUUAGGUUCUCUGCGCUAUUUUCUAGGUAAUGAAGUUGCCUUUUCUCCAAAAGGUUAUCUUCUUUCUCAGUCAAAGUACACUGCUGACAUUAUUGAGCGUGCCCGCCUUACUGAUACUAGAGUUGUUGACACUCCCUUUGAGUUGAAUGUUCAAUAUUCUCCUUCUGACGACUCUCCUUUGGAAGAUCCUACUUUGUAUCAACCAUUGGUUGCAGUCUGUCAGUUUAUUGCUUCUCCUACUACUGUUUACUGGAUUGCUGUUCUUUGCAUUCUACAAUAUCUUCGGGGUACCAUCUUUCAGAGCCUACUACUGCCUUCUACCUCUUCUCUGGAGUUACAAGCUUACUGUGAUGCAGAUCAUGGUCGUGAUCCCACAAACUGA